Hydractinia symbiolongicarpus is the source of this 1179-nucleotide messenger RNA. RefSeq lists its product as uncharacterized. The record is from RefSeq and is a predicted model, not a curated record. The transcript is spliced from 7 exons. Lineage: Eukaryota; Metazoa; Cnidaria; Hydrozoa; Anthoathecata; Hydractiniidae. Bases 259 to 552 code for a protein of 97 amino acids.
UUCCCAAGCGUAAGUUUAAUGGUUUUUCGCUUCAAUUAUAACUACCUAUUAAGGAAUUAAUAAUGACAUUGUAUCUUGCUCAUGUAGGGAAUUCAUACCACAGUUACUGAUGUCCCAUGACUUUUUAAGAAAAGAAAUUAAUUAACCAGAACGAUUUUAAUCCACGCCUAGUCGAGAUAAGCCAUGUGGAGCGAGAGGAAAGAGUUUCUGACGAUGAGAAAAACGUAACAUGACUGGGUAAAAAGUUUAUAGUAGCCGAUGAAUGACAAAAGAAACUUCAGAAGCAAGAAAAGAAAUUAUGUCACACUGAAGGAUGUUUGGUUUACCAGCAUUUUAUGGAAAGGUGGAAAAAGCAAUUGUGGGAGCCCAGAAGAGGUUGGAAUCGACGAUCUGGAUUGCUUUCUAUUUUACAUCAAUAUGGCAAGCAUUCAUAACAAAAAAAUAAUUCGUCGAACAGGCAACACAAAGAAAACCCAAGAGGACAUAACCUCUUUAAAAAAUGAACUGUUCUAUUUUACAUCAAUAUGGCAAGCAUUCAUAACAAAAAAAUAAUUCGUCGAACAGGCAACACAAAGAAAACCCAAGAGGACAUAACCUCUUUAAAAAAUGAACUGGUAAGUGGGCUUAAUCUGAAAUAAAAAUACUACUUCUAAAAAUAAUACCUACUAUUUUGUUGCAAAUAUAUACAUUCGUUUUCUCAUUUUGAUGCAGGGUUUUGUAAGAAGCACCCUUGUAAGGUUUACAGAGGAGUCAACCUCGUUAAAAAAUUUUCUGUUAUUUUCAACUUUUUUUAUACAGUUUUUUAAACUAAUAUGCACGCUCAAAUUUACUCUUAAGUAUGUUUGAAAUUAAAAAAUGAUUAUUUAGGGAAAAUAUAAUCACGCCCUUAAAUUUACUCUUGAGUAAAAUUUAGGGUGAAGUGAAGAAUUAAUUACAAAAUAAAAAGUACUUAUUCUUUCUUAAUAAGAAAAAAAUAUUUUAUUAAAAGUAAAGCGGAACAUUUUAUGAAAAGAUGUAAAUCCGUAUUUAUUAGUUCAUUUUUCUUUACUUGCAAGUCUUGGAUAAAAAUACUACGUAUUUCAGUUGUUUUCUUUUUCUUCUUCGUCUCUAGUAAAUUUGAGUAAUCAUCAUUCUAAAUAACCACAGGUUCAUAUUUAUUAGUGCUAAAGUUAGUUAGGU